AUGACAACAAUAUCAACAGUAAUAUCACAAACUUUGAAAGAUGAACCAGAUUUAACAAAAGUUGAUAAUAUUUUAACAAAAUUAUUCUUAAUAUUUCCACAUUAUUGUUUCGGACGUGGUUUAUUCGAUUUAAGUACAACCUAUCAAACGAAUAUAAUUAGUCUUAGAUAUAUACCGGGUUAUGUUCCUAAAUCACCACUUCAAUUUGAUAUUGUUGGUCGAAAUAUAAUGUGCUUAUCUAUUGAAGGUUUUGUCUUCUUUAUAUUUGCAAUAUGUGUUCAAUAUCGAGUUUUUAUUUCUGAUCGUAUUUGUGUUCGAACAUCAAAAAAUUUAAUAUCAUCAAAUGAAGAUGAGAAUGUAGCUGCUGAACGACAAAGAAUUUAUGCAGAUCAUAAUAAUAUAAAUGGUGAUGUUUUACGUAUUAUUGAUUUACUUAAACUCUUAAAAAAAAUAUGUAUUGGUGUUAAACAAGGUGAAUGUUUUGGUUUAUUAGGUAUAAAUGGUUCAGGAAAAUCGACAACAUUUAAAAUGUUAACUGGAGAAAUUUCAAUGACAAAUGGAAAUGCAUUUGUCAAUAAUUAUAGUGUUAUUAAACAAUUAGAUGAUGUUCAUCAAAAUUUAGGUUAUUGUCCACAAUUCGAUGCACUUGAUUCUUUAUUAACAGCACGUGAACAUCUUUAUUUUUAUGCUCGUUUACAUGGAAUUAAAAGAAAGAAUAUUUCAUCUAUUACUGAAUGUUUAUUAAAACGACUUGGUCUUACACUUUGGGCUGAUCGACCAGUAAAACAAUAUUCUGGUGGUAAUAAACGUAAAUUAUCAACAGCUAUUUCACUUAUAGGUCUUGUUAUAAUGGUCACUGGAGAAUUCAAAUGUCUUAGUAGUGUACAACAUUUAAAAGCAAAAUUUGGUCAUGGUUAUAGUAUUAUUGUUCGAUCAGAUAUUAAUUGUGAUACGAAAAAUAUUAUUAAUUAUAUAAAAGAACGAAUAGUAGAAGUUAAUGUUAAAGAAGAACAUACUAAAAUGAUACAUUUUCGUGUAUCAAUAAAUGUUCCAUUAUAUGAAUUGUUUAGUGUUUUAGAAAAAGCACGAGAAGAAUUAAGAAAUAUAAUUGAAGAUUAUACAGUUACAUAA
Messenger RNA from Rotaria sp. Silwood1, 1131 nucleotides. The record is from the annotation of a GenBank genome assembly. Lineage: Eukaryota; Metazoa; Rotifera; Eurotatoria; Philodinida; Philodinidae.